UAUCAUUCUUCUUCCAUCAGCUCUCCUACCCCAUCAGCCCAUGUGAAAAAUGGAAAAAAUUGUUGUCUUUAGAUUCUGUCUGAAUAAUUAGCAGCGGAAAAAAUUUCGCCGGAAUCCGGCAAUGUCUUCGCCAGCCCCGGAAACCUCUCCCCCUGUUCCCACUUCGCCUUCCACUGUUCCCACCUCGCCUCCAGCUACGAACUCCACGUCACCUCCGCCGCCACCAUCGCAGACUAACUCGACUGCUUCGUCUCCGCCACCGGAGACCAACUCCACUGUUUCAACGCCUCCGGUGACUAACUCAACCUCUUUUCAGCCUCCACCAUCGUCGGAUUCUACGAAUGGCUCGACGACGUCUUUUUCACCGCCGUCUUUUUCACCGCCGUCUAAGGGGCUACCUCCUGGUGCUCUGGCGGGGCUAAUUGUGGGAAUAGCUUUGGGAGCAAUAAUUGUACUGAUUGCUAUGGGCAUUUUCUUCAUUUGUUACCGGAGAAAGAAGAGAAAGGAGGCACUGAGUUCUAAAGAUGACCAUAACAGACGCCCGCCACAGCAUUGGCAACAGAAUCACCCUCCACCUACAGACAAUAAAGUGACGUCGCUGCCUAACCCUGCCCCUCCCCCAGGAAUCUCUUUAAAGCCCUGUCAGUCACCAGUGCUUUGUCCUGCUUCCCAUGAACCUCCUUCGACAAGUAGCAGUUUGGGCUUUGAGAAGACAUCUCCUGGAAUUCUUGGACUUUCACAGGGUACCUUUUCUUAUGAAGAACUUGCAAUAGCAACUAACAGUUUCUCCGAUGCAAACCUUGUUGGUCAGGGUGGUUUUGGUUAUGUCCACAAGGGAGUCCUUAGUGAUGGUAAAGUGGUUGCAAUUAAGCAGCUUAAAGCAGGGAGUAGACAGGGGGAACGUGAAUUUCAGGCAGAAAUUGAGAUCAUUAGUCGUGUCCAUCACAGACAUCUUGUUUCAUUGGUUGGAUACUGCAUUACUGGAGUCCAGAGGAUGCUUGUAUAUGAAUAUAUUCCAAACAACACCUUGGAAUUCCAUCUACAUGGAAAGGAGAGACCAGCUAUGAACUGGUCAACUAGAAUGAAAAUUGCUGUAGGCUCAGCAAAAGGAUUGGCUUACUUGCAUGAAGAUUGUCAGCCCAAGAUCAUACACCGUGAUAUCAAGUCAGCCAAUAUUCUUCUUGAUGAUAUCUUUGAAGCAAAGGUUGCUGAUUUUGGACUUGCCAAGCAUUCUUUGGAUACUGAUACUCAUGUCUCCACCCGAGUGAUGGGAACUUUUGGUUAUAUGGCUCCAGAGUAUGCCUCUUCUGGUAAGCUUACCGAGAAAUCAGAUGUCUUUUCCUUUGGCGUUGUGCUUCUUGAGUUGAUUACGGGGCGCCGACCUGUUGAUAGGACUCAAUCCUUCCUUGAUGAUAGCAUAGUUGAUUGGGCAAGGCCUUUGCUCAAACAAGCUUUGGAAGAAGGCACCUAUGAUGCUCUUGUUGAUCCAAAGUUACAGGGGGAAUAUGAUUCCAGUGAAAUGAGUCGAAUGAUUUCAUGUGCUGCAGCUUGUAUACGUCAUUCAGCACGGCUUCGGCCACAAAUGAGCCAGAUAGUUCGAGCUUUGGAAGGAAAUAUGCCCCUAGAUGAUUUAAGUGAUGGAAUCACACCUGGGCACAGCAUGAUAUAUGGUUCUUAUGGAAGGUCAGACUAUAGUUCUAGCCAAUACAAGGAAGACUUGAAGAAGUUCAGGAAGAUGGCGCUAGAAAGCCAAGAACAUGGUAGUAGUGAGUACAGUGGAGUCACCAGUGAGUAUGGUGUACAGCCUUCCAGCAGUAGCACUGAGGGCCAACAAACUACAAAAGAGAUGGAAUCACAGAGAAAGGAGACAACCACCAAAGAUUCCCAUGAAAUUUUGUGACAGUUUAUUAUAUUGUUCUCAGUUCAUGAUUUCAUGUUGGUGUGCCUGCGGAAAAAUCAAUAUUGGAGUCGCUCUCUGGUGGCAGGUCAUGAAAGUGUCUUGAAAAAUCAGCUUGGUAAAUGAGAUCUACAAAAUAUUAAUCUGAAAAUGAUUGGUUGAACCUAUAAAAUCUAUUAUUUCCACUUGAUCCAUUACUGGGAGAUGAUGGUAGACUUGAUUGUACUGAAUGUAGUGAAAUGGAGUUGAGAUGGGGUGCAUGAGAUGGGGUCUAUUUUGUAUUUAGGCAAUUUUUCUAGAUUAGACAACCGUGUCCUAAUUAUCUUGUUUUGUGCCUUUAUUUAUGUGUUCUUUGAGAGUUGGAUUAGAUAACGUGGAGAAGAUAAAUUGAACCAGAUUUCCAUCAUCCACUUUGGUGUCCUUUCAUGAGUCCAUUAAUAUUGUUGGAACAGUAAACUUCCAGGUAUGGACGUCUAAGGCCAACUUCAAUUGAAGUUGGUAAUUUCCUUGUGGGUUUAAA
This is a messenger RNA of Hevea brasiliensis (rubber tree), 2417 nucleotides long. Its product is annotated as proline-rich receptor-like protein kinase PERK15. The transcript is spliced from 8 exons. The record is from RefSeq and is a predicted model, not a curated record. Gene Ontology annotation, molecular function: ATP binding; protein kinase activity. Gene Ontology annotation, biological process: protein phosphorylation. Lineage: Eukaryota; Viridiplantae; Streptophyta; Magnoliopsida; Malpighiales; Euphorbiaceae. The coding region runs from base 122 to 1900 and encodes 592 amino acids.